AAUACAACAUUGCUUUUGUGAAGAAGUUGCACAAAACAUGCUCUACUAUUUUUUACACUCUCUACCGUCACUUGUUGAAGGAUAGUGUGAUUCAUAGCCAUGAUGGAUGAAGAACAAUCCGUAGAUACUACCAUGGACGUCAGACAAGAUUUCAUGCUAUCAUCACCUACUGCUGAUUGUAAACCGACUUUCAGAAUAGCCCAUUUUCUCAAACCCAUUUCAAACUCCAUUCAUGAACCACCUCCAUUUAAGUUUAACCCAUUUUCAUCAUCAUCAUCAUCAUCUUCUUCUGUUUCUGUACCAAAGGAAUGGCCUUUGACAAUCCAUUUUCAUGGGUGGCGUCAUCGACAACCGAAAUGGUUUAGGUGGGUUGAUCAACUUAAGCCCAAAUAUGAAUCACUGUGGAAAAAAGUUGGCAUCUUUGAAGCUAUAAUGAGCACCAAGUGUCGCAUAAACAAAAAUCAAGACUUGCUUUAUGGGGUUGUUGAGAAUUGGUGCUGUGAGACAAAUACGUUUGUGUUUCCCUUUGGUGAAGCGACUAUUACUCUGGAGGAUAUCAUGGUUUUAGGAGGUUACCCUAUUCUUGGUGAUCCUGUUUUCAUUUCACUUGAAGACCAACAAAUGAGAGAGGUUGAAGAGAAGCUCAUCAUUGCAAGAAAUAAACUUUUUAAGAGUAAAACAGGUAGGCCUAGAAUAACAUUAUGGAUGGAUAUUUUCAUUGAUAAAACUAGUGAAAUUGAACAUGAAGCAUUCCUUGCUACUUGGUUGUCAAUUUUUGUUUUUCCAUAUAAAAGCAGGUUGUUGAAAUGUUCUUUGUUUCCAAUUUCUAUUCAUCUUGCUAGAGGGAAUCCCAUUGCUUUGGCUCCCGCUGUUUUGGCUACCAUAUAUAAGGAAUUAAGUUUGUUUAAGAAAACAAUUGUUGAUCUGUCAAAACAUCCUGUUGGUGGUGAAAGGUUUCCCUUGGAGGUUACUCUUGAAUCACCCUUUUACUUGGUUCAAAUUUGGGUUUGGGAGAGAUUCAAAAAUUUACAACCACAGCCACAAACCAUGAUGAUCAACCAUGGAGAGUCUUUAUUGCUUAGGUGGCAUAAGGUUAAGGCUCCGAAAAUAGACAAUGUUAGGUUGGCAAUAGACUCGGCUAUCGAUGAUUUUCUUUGGCGUCCAUAUGUUAAGUAUGCUGAUAAGUGUGGAAUGUUUUAUCCAAAUGAUGAAAUUUUGGUACCAUUUGAGAAAGUUUUGGUAGAUAGACAAAUGCUGUCAUUUGUUAUAUGCAUGAGAGUUUCUGAACUUGUUGGAUUUGACAACUCUAUAGAGCAAUAUCUUCCACAUAGAGUUGCUAUGCAAUUUGGAAUGGAUCAAGAUGUUCCAAGUUAUGUGCCUAGAUUCAAUGAGACUAAAGAGAUUGCUUGGAAAAACUACUACAGGCCCAUAUCCGAUAAAAAUUUGAAUUUUCCUUCAAGAUUUUUUGAGGCUGAUGUUACUGCUCGUUAUGCAAGGUGGUGGAAACAGUCCGUAUUGGGGAACGAAGAUUUUGUUAAGAAAAUUGUGCAACGGAAGAGAAGUGCAAGUUCAAGAAAACAUAGAACUGAUGUAGGAAAAGCCAACAGAAGUGGUAAUGAUAUUGGUGUUCCACCAGGUUUUCCUCCCAAUCUUGUUGACACUCUUUGUUUCGGAAAGUUUUAUUAUGAUUGUUUACAAAAUAAAACUAGAAAGGUUGAUUAUUUGUAUGCUGAUGUUUCUUAUAAAAACUCUGUUCAUAAUCGUUUAAAAGCUGUUAAGAAUAUUGAUGCCGAUGCUCCUUAUGAGACGCCAGGUGAAAGCCAAAGCAAACACUUUUCUGUCAGAAAAAAAGUCUCUUCUUCUCUUGAUAUGGCUGCUCAUGCAGAAGCUAAAGAAACAGUCCGAGAAAAAGCAAGAGAUGAUGAAGUUAUGAUUUUGUUAAAAGAGCAACACUUGAAGAAUCAAGAGGAAUUUGCGCAUCUGGCAAGGCAACAGGAAGAGAUGUUACGGUUAAUGGCUUUGAGGGAGAAGAGAGAUGAAGAGUUGAGGCAACUACUCACUAGUUUUCUAAGGAAGCUACAAGCACCACCACAGUCAUCUUCUUAAAACUCUAUUUUGUUUUAAAUUCUCUUUAUCAAACUUAUGACAGUGAUGCUAUUUUCAUACCAAGCAUUUAGUCGAUAACAAUACUGUU
This is a messenger RNA of Vicia villosa (hairy vetch), 2194 nucleotides long. RefSeq lists its product as uncharacterized. Bases 100 to 2106 code for a protein of 668 amino acids. NCBI's taxonomy places the organism in Eukaryota, Viridiplantae, Streptophyta, Magnoliopsida, Fabales, Fabaceae. The transcript has a single exon. The record is from RefSeq and is a predicted model, not a curated record. Gene Ontology annotation, biological process: meristem maintenance; meristem development.